Messenger RNA from Daktulosphaira vitifoliae (grape phylloxera), 1848 nucleotides. RefSeq lists its product as uncharacterized. The coding region runs from base 102 to 1772 and encodes 556 amino acids. The transcript is spliced from 2 exons. Lineage: Eukaryota; Metazoa; Arthropoda; Insecta; Hemiptera; Phylloxeridae. The record is from RefSeq and is a predicted model, not a curated record.
UUUACACAGUAAUGUCAUACUAAAAAAAUUACAAAUCGCAGAUUAUUUAACUCUUAAAAAUAAUAUUUUAUUAUUAAUUUCGUUUCAUAAAAUUAAAAAGCAUGUUUAAAAAAAUUAUUUUAUAUGAGUUUUUCUUAUUUUGUCAAUUAUGUCAAGUUUUAUAUGUAUAUUGUGAUUCUCAAAGUGAAUAUUAUAAGAAAUACAUUAUUGAUUCAUUAAACCACAUUCGUGUUCAAAAUGGAUGGGACUCAAUUCAACAAACAGAAAUUAAACAUGAGCUCUUAACAAUUAGUACCAACAGUGUCACAAGCGAAAUUAUCGAUGAAAAUAACUUAAUACAAAAACUCUACUUUAUAACUUGUCUCAUAAAUUGUGAAUUUACUAAUAUAAUGCAAACUUUCAAUGCAAUGUUAGGCUUUAUUUUAAAUAAGUGUGAAGUGCAUGUUUUAAAAAGUCAAUGUAAUGAAUUGAAAUAUUGCAUAAAGAUAAUUGUUAAAACUUUUCAUUAUUCAAUACAUAUGUUUAAAAACAUGUUGAAAACAGCAAAUUAUCUCGAUAAAAUCGACCUACGAAUUAUUGACUCGCCUAUUCUUAAUAUUAAAACUGUAGAUAGCGAAAUAUAUUAUUUUUACACGUAUGCAUAUGAGAUUAGCAAAGAUUCAUUAUUUAAAACAUCUAGUAUGGAUAGAUGGGUUAAUAUUUUUGAAAAAAUAAAACAUUUUUGUAAAAAUGCUGAAUUAAUGAUAUCAAAUCUUUACAAAAAUAGAAAAGUGUGUGGGACAGACUAUAAAAGUUCUAUUUUAACCAAUUUAUUGAUGAAAUAUAAUAUCGAGAAAAUGGAAAAACUGGCAGAGGAUUCCUACGAUUAUAUUAAUGAUAUUAAUAAAGAUUUUGAAUUAUAUAUGUUGGGUAUAUCUGAAAACUGUUACUCAAAACUAGGCUUUGAACAACUAGAUGGAACAAAUACGUUCAAAUAUAUUCAUUUCAAGAGUAAGAAAUAUGGCCAUAAUGAAGGCAUCGCAUUGUGUAAUCAUUUUAUAUCUCAGCCUGGUUGGAAGUCAUUGCAACAUAUAGCUGUUGUCACUGAAUUUACAAACAGUAAAUCACUAAAUUUUAAUGACAUUAUAUGUACGGUUGAUAAGAAUAAUUAUUAUGUCAUGAGGACAUAUCUUGCACUUUUUUUAAGAUGUCGCUAUAUUGAAAUAUUCCAUAAUUUUUAUUUAAUGUUGGAACAUAUAAUUAAUGUUUGUAAAUAUGAAAAUAAAAUUAAUUGUGCGGUUAAGCUUAAAAAAACACUAAUGAAAUCCGAUGAUAUGUUUAAAAAAAUGUUAAUUGCUCUCGUUACUUUGAGACUCUACAGAAAAGAUAAAAAAUAUCGACGUCUAGAAUUAUCACUAGAGACAGUGGUAGAAUUAUUUAUUGAAUAUCUGAAUGAUGUUAGAAAAAAGUAUUUUAACUCAUUGUUAUUUAUUAAUGAGGGACUUUGUGAAGCUCAAUCGUUUUUUGAAGAAGUAGCUCACUUUCUUUUUUUAGUUUUACAGUCGAAAUUUAAUGAGGUAAUUCAAUUUAACAUGAAAUAUUGCAAAAUUAAUAAAUUUGAAUCAGACAUAAACAUAAUUACAACAUUUACACGAUUGAUUAAAACCAAUACCUUAACAGAAUAUACUACUAUUCAUCAUUUUAUGUGUGAUUAUAUGGAAUUAUUUAUAUUAAAGGUCGUGAAAAUGGAUUAUGAAUUUUUAGGUUUCAAUGAUUUGUUUUGUACAAUUUGAUUUUUUAUUCAAGACUUAAUAAAAUAUUGUAUAUAUGCUAUCAUAAAAUAAUUAAUUUUUCCUAAAUAUAGUUGUA